UACAUCCACCGAGCCUUUUCAACAGACACAUCACAGAAACCAGCAAAACAAGAUUAAACUGUAGGAACAGCCUCCUAAAGAAGAAUAGUAAUAUUAUACAGAUUGUAGCACUUAAAACAAUAUUUUAUGAAAAGAUGGAUGAAGACUACAGCAAAGGUCAGAGGUUGUUCAUAGAGACAGUAACUGGGACAGUGGAAGGUGUUUUCCACUCUAAGGAUCCUGGCCACAACAAACUGACCCUGAAUAAAGUCAUUCUCCAUCCAUCAGGAAGGAAGAUACAAGGGUUAUAUCACUACUACAGAAAUGAAAUUAUCAGUGUUCGUGUAUUGGAACCAGGUUCGUAUCCAGGGGUUAACAAAGAGAAUGAGGCUGCUGGCAAUUGGAACUUGAUGCGGAAGGUUCAACCACCAGUGCAUGCCGACAAGGUUCCCGGGAAAGUAACCAGCUCUGAUGUUGUUAUGAACAGCAGACCAGGAUAUGGCCAUAGUAGAAAAGCUGCUAUGAAUAGAAGAAAAUUAAGUGCAGAAGAAUAUGAUACAAUGAAUAAAUUAGUCCAGAAUCAUGUGUUGAUUGAUCGCAUGGGAGAUGUCUUUAAAAAAGCUGUGAGAGACAUUAAGGCAGAGGCAACUGUCGGCCUGAGUGUGGAGGGAACCAUGUUUGGGCGGUGCAGUAAGCUUAGCCUUAUAAGCAUUGCCACUCCAAGCCAUGCUUUCCUGUUUGAUAUAUUCACUAUUGGCGAUGCAGCAUUUGAUAAUGGACUUCGUGACAUACUGGAAGCAAAAGAUAUUGAGAAAGUUAUCCACAAUUGUCGUCUUGUUUCCGAUUGCUUGCACCACCAACAUCAUGUUACAAUUUGUAGUAUCUUUGAUACACAAGUUGCUGACCUGAUGGUGACACAGCAGCAAUAUGGACAAUUCCCACGUACAGUUUGCAGUUUGCCACAAUGCCUGACACAAUACCUGCAUCUUCCUAACAACCUUCUUUAUUACCCGAAGAUCCGUGAAGGAUAUAUUUUGCUGGAUUCACUACAAUGGAACAAACGACCUCUUCCUAUUGAACUUAUAUCAGCUGCUGUGAAAAAUUCUGUUUUCCUGGUUCAGCUCCGUAAUAAAAUGUGUGACGAGAUGAUGAAGCCAUUCCGUCAAUGUGUUAAUGUGUUCCUUAGUGUAGUAAGGGAUGCAGACCCGCAGGAAGCUAGUGAACACCAGGCCAGCGAUGCACUGGUCCCCUUGGAGUUAUUGGCCCUAAAUGAUCAACCAAGAAAGGCUGUUGAAGACCAAAAGACACCGCAAGACUCUGUGUCUGAUCAAGCCGCUAGUUAAAUGAAAAAAUGUUUAUACAAUGAAGAAUAAUAAAUUUGGGUGGAGGGAAGUGAACUGUAAAUCACAGAAGUGAAUAAAUUAAUGUGGCUUUGCAUAACAUGUCAUACAGAAGUUUAAGUUUGUUUUCAGAUUUUUUCCAUAAGACAGUGAUGCUCUGAACUUGGUCUUUGUCAUUCAUUAGGUGCAUUGGUAUCAGUAAUUCCUAGCAUUGCAAUUAUAUAGAUUUCUACUUCAAAUAACUGCAAUUGAGCAACAAUUUUGAUAAGUUCAUAAGGGCUCCAUAAUCUUUACUGGCCAUGUCACAGCAGUGUACUGCCAAACCAUUAAACCCUAGAUGUUAAGUCUAGCCAACAGCACAGGAGUUCAGAGGUUUAAAUUCCAUGUCCCUGUACAAUAAAGGUCAGUGCUGAUAUUAUGGUAUGUGAAGAGGCUGAAAGUCUAGUUCACACAACUGAAUUUGUAUGAAAAAAGAUAUCCACAGAUAAUCUGGAGUUCACUAUAGUUACAUUGAAAUUGUUUUUGUCAAAGUCAUAAGACCAUUUAUAUGAAACUGAAUGAUACAGUGAAAUUAAGACUUCAUUCAUGUGAAACAAGAAGUGGUUUUGAGAUCUGCUUGUGACAGCCAUUAAUUCUGUAUCUAUUCAUUAAUCAAUUACAACUGAUAAAUUCCAUUGGAGCAGUGGGACAAAUGACCUUUUAAUGUUUCCUCGUGUAACUACUUCUCUAUAUUCUGUUAUAUAAAACACAUUUUUAUGUUUAGCUGUGCUCACAAAGACUUGGAAGUUUUCAGUUCCAGAUGGCAAAAAUGUUCUAUUUUACAAGUGCUGAUACCAUUAAGCAGCUUUUAAAAGUAGUUUCUAACCUGAGUGACAGAAAUGUUGGUGUAAUGUACAUACCAUGAAUGAUAUUUUCAAUUGUUCUAAGUUGAUUGGGAUGAGAGAUAAAUAUAGAAUGAGAUAAAGGAGAUGAUAUAUGUAUACAAUGAGCAGUUUAUCUGGUUUAUAAACUACAUGAGAAGUUACCAAAUCCUUAUUCAAAGUUCCUUCACAAAAUGGCCCAGUAAACUGCUAUAUAAUAUGUCCCUCCAUGGUCAUACCUCUGUCAAUUUUAUUAAUUUUGUUUUGCAAUUUCAUAUGCACACUUGAGUAAAAAUUGGAUUACUAUAUUUAUGUUAACACUACUAUCAUUUUAUCUAAUUUCUUUGUUAUGUAAGCCUUCAAACAAGUCUCCAUAGUUAAUGUUCAUAAGACGUAAUUUUAUAUGUAUGAUUUGUGGGAAGCUGAUGUUCCCCAAUAAAUUCCUAAAGAUAA
This is a messenger RNA of Zootermopsis nevadensis, 2632 nucleotides long. Its product is annotated as piRNA biogenesis protein EXD1. Gene Ontology annotation, molecular function: nucleic acid binding; 3'-5' exonuclease activity. The record is from RefSeq and is a predicted model, not a curated record. Gene Ontology annotation, cellular component: PET complex. Gene Ontology annotation, biological process: nucleobase-containing compound metabolic process; piRNA processing. Lineage: Eukaryota; Metazoa; Arthropoda; Insecta; Blattodea; Termopsidae.